Messenger RNA from Pteronotus mesoamericanus, 1176 nucleotides. It is a transcript of the gene SERPINB13, whose product is annotated as serpin family B member 13. NCBI's taxonomy places the organism in Eukaryota, Metazoa, Chordata, Mammalia, Chiroptera, Mormoopidae. The record is from RefSeq and is a predicted model, not a curated record. Bases 1 to 1176 code for a protein of 391 amino acids. Gene Ontology annotation, molecular function: serine-type endopeptidase inhibitor activity. The transcript is spliced from 8 exons.
AUGGAGUGGCUAGGCGACAUGACCGCUCACUUUGGGCUUGAUCUUUUCAAAUUGCUGAACAAAGAAAACAAUGGGAACGUCUUCUUUUCCCCCGCGAGCAUCUCCACCGCCAUCGGCAUGCUCCUCCUGGGGGCCCGCGGAGCCACCGCGGCCCAGCUGCGGAAGGUGCUUUUCUCUGAACAGGACACAGAAAGCUUAAGAGUCAAAGCUGAAGAAAAAGAGGUAAUUGAGAAGACAGAAGAGAUACACCACCAAUUCCAAAUGUUUCUGAGUGAAAUAAGCAAACUCACUAAUAAUCAUGAACUGAAAAUAGCCAACAGGUUAUUUGGAGAAAAGACAUACCUUUUCCUUCAAAAAUACUUAGAUUAUGUUGAAAAAUAUUACCAUGCCUCUCUGGAACCUGUUGAUUUUGUAAAUGCAGCAGAUGAAAGUCGAAAGAAGAUUAAUUCCUGGGUUGAAAGCCAAACACAUGAAAAAAUCAAGGACCUGUUUCCAAAUGCUUCUCUGAACAGCUCCAUCAAGUUGGUGGUGGUGAACGUCGUGUAUUUUAAAGGGCAAUGGGACAGGGAGUUUAAGAAAGAACAGACCAAGGAGGAGGAAUUUUGGCUGGAUAAGAACACGAGUAAGCCUGUGCUGAUGAUGACCCAGCGCCACACCUUUAGCUUCACUUUCCUGAAGGACCUGCAGGCCAAGAUUCUGGGCAUUCCGUAUAAAAACAAUGAACUAAGCAUGUUCGUGUUGCUGCCCAAUGACGUCGACGGCCUGGAGAAGAUUAUAGAUAAAAUAAGUCCCGAGGACUUAAAAGAGUGGACGGGGCCAGGGCAGAUGGAGGAGAGGCGCGUGGACCUGCGCCUGCCCCGAUUUGAAGUGGCAGACAGCUACGACCUGCAGGCGCCGCUGGCCGCCUUGGGGCUGGAGGAGGCCUUCAGCGAGCCCAAGGCCGACUAUUCGGGAAUGUCCCCACACUCAACGCUGAGUGCCCGGAAGUUCCUGCACAGGUCCUUUGUGGUGGUGACUGAGGAAGGUACCGAGGCCACUGCGGCCACCAGCAUUGGCUUUAGGGUCACACUAGAGCCCGACUAUGAAACUGUCCACUGCAAUCACCCAUUCCUGUUCUUCGUCAGGCACAAUGAGUCCAACAGCAUCCUCUUCUUCGGCAGAUUUUCCUCUCCUUAG